Brachypodium distachyon (stiff brome) is the source of this 1041-nucleotide messenger RNA. Its product is annotated as reticulon-like protein B23. NCBI's taxonomy places the organism in Eukaryota, Viridiplantae, Streptophyta, Magnoliopsida, Poales, Poaceae. The coding region runs from base 68 to 649 and encodes 193 amino acids. The record is from RefSeq and is a predicted model, not a curated record. The transcript is spliced from 4 exons.
GUCCAAGAAGGCGACGGGGAUCCGACUUAGCUUUCCCCGUCCGUCCAGUCCACCCACCGACCGACACAUGGAGGCCACCGCCGGCGGCAGCGCUGGCCUCGGGCUCAUCGACGGCGACGGCGACGGCGACGACGCGGCGUCUUCCUCGAGGGGAGCGGGAUCAUCCGGGUGUUGGGCCGUGGGCGCGGUGUGCGGGGGGCUGGUCUACUACCACUGCGCGGUGCGGCGGGCCAGCGCGGUGUCCCUCGCCGCCGACGUGCUCCUCGUCCUCCUCUGCUCCCUCUCCAUCCUCGGCCUCCUCUUCCGCCACCUGCACAUAACGGUGCCUGUGGAUCCUCUUGAGUGGCAGAUUUCUCAAGAGAUGGCAAAUAGCAUAGUUGCGUCCUUGGCUAACACAAUUGGAGCUGCAGAGUCUGUAUUGAGGGUGGCUGCAACUGGACAUGACAAGAAACUCUUGCUCAAGGUGGUUUUUACCCUGUAUUUCCUAGCAGCUUUGGGAAGGGUUGUCUCAGGCGCUGCGGUUGCCUAUGCUGCUCUAUGCAUCUUCUGCCUCUACAUGUUUGUGCAAAGCACCGACCUGUUUGAUCAGCUCCCUUCUUGGGUUCCCGUGGGAAGAGACUCUCUAGGCGGCGCUCAGGACACCACAUGAUUCCCUCAGUGUACAUGUUCUGCUGAUCCAUUUUCCUUCUUUGGAUUUCUGUAUAUGCCCCUGGAGGCCAGUAGCUUGAGCUGUAGCCGGUGUUCUGAAAUUCUCUAGGCAGAUGAGGAUUAGUCAGGCUCGGCGGCUCCCUAGGCAGCCGUCCGGCCAGAUGGUGGUGCCUAAUGCCUCGGCGACCGCCUUGUUAGGAGCCUGUAUGUCUUGCAGCUGUACCUGAUGUUGACUAAACUCUGAUGUACCCCUGUUCAUGUGUAACAUCCAACUGCAACACGCAAGUUUUAUUUUUCUCUAGGACUGCAUUUGCAUACUGGAUUCUGAAGAUUAUGGCUUGACAAAUGUAGAACUUUUUUGAAACUCAAAUUCAGAAUAAAGCACAACCAAAA